This is a messenger RNA of Linum trigynum, 5673 nucleotides long. NCBI's taxonomy places the organism in Eukaryota, Viridiplantae, Streptophyta, Magnoliopsida, Malpighiales, Linaceae. The record is from the annotation of a GenBank genome assembly.
AGCCGUUUGAGUCGUAUUUCUCGUGUCUUAGGCCGAUUUCACGCUAGGUUGUUCUUGUUUGUGAUAUUUCAGGUCCUAGCACGUGAAUGAAGGUUUGGGAACGAGUUCGGGGUCGAUUGGACGAAGAUUGGACGUUUGGCGAGAAGCUGAGGAAGCCACACGGGCACGCCUAAAAACCCACACGGCCGUGUGACACCAAAUUGCACGGGCAAGCCACACUGGUCGUGUAAGGGAACCCAUGUGGCCGUGUGGAAAUUCCAGGGAACUCACACGGGCAUCCUGGAAAUCCACACGGCCGUGUGGUUUUGGCCGUGUAGCAUGCCUGAAGUCCACUUAUCGAAACGCCGCGUUUUGCACACUCACACGGGCAGCUGGGAAAGCCACACGGUCGUGUGGCCUGGCCGUGUGGUCGGGAAUUUCUGGGUUUUAACCCAAAUUCGAGCCAAAGGAGAACGAAUUGACUUUUUGGAGCAAAAACAGAGCCCUAGAGAGAGAAAGUGCGAAGAACACAUCAUAGAAGUAAUUUUGGAGCUGGGUUUCAUCAAUCGAGCUUGGAGAUCAUCAUAGGAGUGAAGAUCAUCAUCCCAGAGCAGAUUCUUCCCAUUGUUAUGAGUAUGACUGCUUUGUAUUCUGUUUCCCCCCCCCCCCCCUCUCUCUCUCUAUGGAGUAGAACUCUCUCUCACUUGGGUAUGAAGAACCCUAGUUCCAUGUGUUAGGAAUCUUGAUUGUAAUUAUGUUUGGAUUGUGAUAUUGCUUGAUUAUAAUCGAUUGAAGUGUUCUGAUUGAGUCAAUUGAAGUCUGAUCAUCUUUUAUUGAUUUCUGCUGCAACCUGAGAUAGAUAGAAUCUGAUUAGGUUGUUAGAGCUUAUUCAAUCGGUAGUAGUGAAUCGAUUAUACGAGAGUUAGUCGAUUCACUGCUUUGUACUGGAAUCUAAUUCCAGUAGUGGAGUUUUGUGUUCAUUGCCUCGGCCUUCUAUCCCGGUGAAGACUAGCCGUCUGCCGGGUAGUUUGACUGAGAGGGCUCGGUCAACUUAAGAGAUUUCAAGCUACUGUCGGAUCUUCCGCAGUAUAAUCAGCAGUAAAGCAACCAAAAGUAAUUACAACUGAGACCUAACUAAGGAGCUAGGGGGACUCAUUCCCUGGUGACUCUUCCUUUGCUUUAGAAAACCAAACCAUUUCCUGCUUUCUUACUUCUUUCACUUAAAUCAACAAUCACUCAACUUAGUUUGCUAGAUAACAGAUAUACACGGAGUAGGCAGUAGAUCUAGACCCCGGGUUGACAAUUAGAGGUUGCAUGUUACUCCAUUUCCGGACUACGUUUACACUUGGUCGCAGUUUGGUGUUGUGUUUUAGCGUGUCACGUAUUGGUUGAAGGUUUAAAGAGAAAUUAUUACCCAUGGAUAACCGUGGAUACCUGAAACCUGAACGGGUAUGAACAUGGUUUUGAAUUUCUACCUGUUUCUUAUGUGGGUAUGGGUAUGGGUAAAACCCGAACUACUUUGGGUAAGGUAACAGAUAUGCACUAUGGGUAUAAGGUGAUAACAAAGAUUUUGGCUGAAAGGCUAGGGCGAUUCUUGCCUCAAAUUAUCUCCCCGGGGCAAAAUGGUUUUGUGCGUGGAAGAAAAAUUGUGGAGAACGUUCUGGUUAGUCAUGAGGUGAUGCAUUAUCUUUCUCAUAAACACACUGGUAAGCAGGGUUUAUGGCUCUGAAAUUGGAUAUGGAGAAGGCUUAUGACAGGGUUGAGUGGUCCUUUUUAUUUGCUCUUAUGGAGAAGUUGGGUUUUCAUAGGCAAUGGAUUCGCUGGAUUCGUGUCUGUGUGACUACGCCGACUUUCUUAGUAAUGAUGAAUGACCGCCCUUCGGGUUAUUUUCUGGCUUCUCGUGGUCUGCAACAGGGUGAUCCUUUGUCCCCUACCCUGUUUGCGCUGUGUACUGAAGGUUUUGAAGUUUUGAUACGACAAAGGAUGGAGGCUAAAGAGUUAACAGGAGUUUGACUGAGCUGGCAGUGUCCGGUGGUGUAUCAUUUAUUCUUUGCUAAUGAUUGUAUCUGUUCCCGCGAGCCUCGCGACUGGAAUGUGCUAAGCUUUUGGAAGUCUUGGGUGAUUAUGAACGACUAAAUGGUCAGAAGGUUAAUCUGCAGAAAUCGGCAUUUGUAUUUAGUAAAAAUGUUUUGGAUCAGGAUCAGGUGCUGAUGGCAGGUUUGUUAGGAGUUGGAACGGUGGGUGUCACAGAUAUGUAUUUAGGGUUGCCGUCUUUGUUGCAUCGAUCGAAAGUGGAAACUUUUAGAUUUGUCGAAGAACAAGUGAGGCAGCGUCUUCAGGGUUGGAAACAACGAUGUUUAUCUUGGGCAGGAAAGGAAGUAUUGCUCAAGGCAGUGGCGAAUGCUUUGCUUGUUCAUGUCAUGUCCUAUUUUCGUUUGCCUGUUUCCACUUGUCGGGAUUUAGAUAGGCCCUUACCUCGGUUUUGGUGGGGAGCGAAUGACCAGGAAAGACGGGUUCACUGGGUGGCGUGGCAGACGUUAUGUCUUAGUAAAGAUGAAGGUGGAUUGGGAUUUCGUGGCUUUCAGGCUUUCAACCAAACACUCCUGGCUAAGAUAGGCUGGCGAAUUUUGCAGAAUCUGACCUCUCUCUUGGCUCGUAUUUAUAAAGGGAAAUACUUCCCUUGGUCAACUUUCGUCACUGCUCGGGAGGGCUCAUUGCCCUCGUGGGGCUGGCGGAGUACUCUUUUUGGCCGUGAAUUGCUUCUAGAUGGACUGCGUUGGCAGGUGGGUCCGGUCAUUCUGUUCCUUUGACCGGGGAGUCUUGGGGCCUAAAACUACACCCGCACUCACCCAAGGUGCUUCCAGGUGUUGUGGGGCAGCACGAUACAGUGGCGUCUUUGAUCUAUCAUAGGUAGGGAGUUUAGCGGAUGGAUUGGUUGAAUUAAUUGUUUUCUUCGGAAAUGGUGGAGGCAAUUACCGCUAUCCUAUUGUCUUGUGCUCCAAUGGAUGAUUGAUUGGUGUGGCAUUAUGGGUCGGAUGGUAGGUAUUCCGUUAAGUCCGGCUAUCACUUAGCUGCUCAGUCUAUUCAUCAUCGGCCACGUAUUUGGAAGGAUUCUUGUUCUCUGUUUGAUAAAGGUCUAUGACGUAAGGUCUGGGGUCUACCCAUCCCUCCCAAACUCCGUUUUUUUUGUCUGGCAAAUGCUUAGACGAGUGCUUCCGAUGGGGGAGGCACUUUGAGUUAGGGGGAUUGGGGAUGGGUGGACUUGUCCGGUUUGCAUAGGGGAGGAGGAGGAGACAAUAUAACAUUUAUUUUUCCGGUGUCUGGUGGCGGAUAACAGGAUUGCAGGUUUGGCAGGAUGGGGUGCCGACAGGGAGUAUUGCUAUGUUUUGGCGCCGAAUUUUUGAGCAGCCGACCAUAGGCUCUACUGAGAUAAUGCAGUUAGUGACUCUUUUUUGGCGCAUUUGGAAGUCGCGUAAUGGGGUGGUGUUCAAUUUCGUUCAGUAUCAGCCUGCUUCUCUUGCUUUUCAAUUUUCUUUGCAGGUUGCCGAGUGGAUUGAAAAUCCACAGGAGAGUGAGCAUCAGACGGUGGUGUCGGCACCCAUGGUGUCUCAGUAUAGUCCUGUUUCUUGCUCUUUGUCUUGUUUUGUUGAUAGUGCAAUGAAGCAUGGAUUGCAUGGAGCGGGAGGAUGGGUUAUUCAGGACGAGGCAGGUACCUUACUAGCUAGUGCCGCUCGGCGAUAUCAAGGGCUUCAGGAUCUUUCUCUGGUGGAAUUAUUGGCCCUGCGGGAAUUGUUGGUGGGUUUCGAUUUUGUUGCGUGGCUUCAGUCACUUUGAUUCUUUAGACUUUGUAACUUUCAUUUCUCGGUAACACGAGUGAUCUAAUGGUAAAAAAAAAAUCAACUGUUAAGUGUUUGUGUAGAUUUGUAAUAGUAAAUGGGACCCACUUUGACAAUUGCUCACACUAGGUUGUCAACCCGCGGGUCGACCCACUUUGACCCUGACCCGGUGAGAAAAACGGGCCGCACGCACCCGCCGGGUCGACCGCCACAAGGUACCGGGUUGGAGGUCAAAUUGUGUCAUUUUUUCUUUGUUUUGCGAAAUGCGCCUAUUUUCCGAUUUUUCUUUUCGCCUAACUCAAUCUUUGGAAUCCUAAGUUGAACAUUUGAAUAUUAAUGUUAUAUAAGUGUGUGUGAAUUUUCACUAUAUGUUGAAUCUAAGUACAAAAUGUUAUUUUGGUGUAAUAUUAUAUGUUAUAACUCAUAUGUUAGAUGAGAUUUGAUAUAAUUUAUCAGGAUAAGUACAAUAUAAUUACGCUUUCCAUAUUUCCGGGCUAAACCAGGCUAAAACGGGUGACCCAUUAACCCUUGACCCACUAGCUCAACCGGGUCCGAGUCAACCCGCGGGUUGACAACCUUGCGUCACACAUUUUAGGGAUGUUGAUGAGUAGAAAUUGCUAGAUUAGAAAUUGGUAGAUUUAAUGAUGUGGCGGUAGGGCCACGUUUAUAAAUUGCUACCAAUUUUAGGGAUGGAUAUGGUGUAAUUCUUCGGUUAUGAAUAAAAUACCCUUUCACUGUUAAAACACCAAACACACUAAAAACACAAAAAAAAAAAAAAAUCAAAAUAUAGUUGCUGUGAUAUAAAUGUUGAAUCAAGAGAACUAAUAAUACGUUUUAAAGCCUUUGCAUUCCUCCAUUUGAAAAUCCAAGCCCUGGGAGCGUUUCUCGGAAGGGCAUUAAAGGAAGUUCACACAUCCCCCCCCCCCCCCCCAAUCGUAAUUGAAGGCUUCCCCACUAAUUCAAUUUCUUCGAAGCCUGCGCCAGUACUACGAACCCUGCCCUGCAUCCGCUACGUCACCCGCACUUUGUCGACUCUUGAAUAUCAGUCGUUCGUCCGCGAAACUGCGCCCACAGCCGUUGGUCAGUGUAGCCAUCACGGCUUUCGGUUCAUUGUCCUAUCUCACCCUCACUCCCGCUGUGGUCUCGCCACCGUAAUUGAGGACUAAUGUCUCGCUACUGUAAUACUUCACUUCUCUGCAUUCAUUUCAAUUCCACCGUUCAACUCCGGCCAACCUUGCCAAAACAGGUUCCCCAAUUGCCCACACUGUUAUGUUAUAACCUUUUUGCUCCAAUUCCCUAAUCCUUCUAAUUUCCUUUCGCAUUGUCGACCAGCUCAGUUCCAGUGCUCCAAUUGGUCUUCCACCAUCAGCUAUUGCCUCUUUACUGUUCAGCCCCUUUCGGGUAAAGGUGUUCUUCCCACAUCUAAUCCACCGGUUGUUUGUUCUAAACAGCUUUCUAUUAAUUGGUGAAGCGCGUGUAUUCCCAGCAUUGGUGAAAUAUCGGUGGUUUUCUAGAACUUUGUUCUGUCAUAUAAUUCUGAUGGUUCGUCGGUGUGACACUCCUGGGGCUUCCUCCUCACAAGCCGCUACAACUCACAAUUGGUGUUACGUUCUUCAGGUCAAUGUAACUGCAAUUGGUGGAACUCUAUAGUGAUUGCUAUGUCCGACUUGAAGUUGUUAGUGAUGACACCUCGUCAUCUUUUGUCGUGUUUGAAAAAGUGGGCGAGAUCUUUUUGGAGUUCCUGCUAACCAACUAUUCCUUCAAAAUGGUAGCUUGAAAGAUGCUCCAGCAGAUAAUAUCCUUAAAAUUCUAGGAAUGACCCUCAAGUUUCAUGCGAAAAUCAAAAUCAGCAUGUAUA